AUUAAACAGACUGUAGUAAAACUCAACCGUGUGUUUAAAGUUAGAGUUAGGAUGGAAAUGAACGUUUGACUGCAAGAAAUCACUUUUCAUGCAGAUUGGCUGAAUCCAUUGUAUGGUCAAAGAUUCUGGGAUCAGACUGCUGUAUCUCAACCAUUCUUCAAUGAAUUCUUCAACAUUACCUGGAGAUCAUGAUGAAGAAAAACAAGCCAAAGGACUUAAAGGCAGAAAGUAUGUCCUGAAUGAACUUGUACAAACAGAGAAAAUUUAUGUUAAAGACUUGAGAGCUGUUGUGGAGGGCUAUAUGAAAAAAAUGGAAGAGAAAGGAAUCCCUGAUGACAUGAAAGGAAAAGACAAGAUCAUUUUUGGAAAUCUUCAACAGAUCUACGACUGGCACAACAAUUAUUUUGCAGGACAAUUGGAUGAAUGUCUUCAGGAGCCAGAGCAUUUGGCAAAGCUCUUCAUCAAGCAUGAAAGACGCUUAGACAUGUAUGCGGUGUACUGUCAAAACAAGCCAAAAUCUGAGCAUAUUGUGGUUGAAUAUGAUGCCUAUUUUGAGGAGGUAAAACUGGAUUUGGGUGAAACAUUUAGCUUGAGUGACUACCUCAUCAAACCUGUUCAGAGGAUAACCAAGUAUCAGCUACUACUCAAGGACUUCCUUAAGUACAGUGAACAAGCUGGCCUCGAAUGUUCAGAGAUUGCGAAAGCAGUUGAUGUGAUGUAUCAGGUACCAAAACGUUGCAAUGAUAUGAUGAAUUUGGGAAGACUUGAAGGUUUUAAGGGCAAACUCACAGCACAGGGGAAACUGCUGCAACAAGAUACAUUCCUCGUGACAGAACAAGUUUCAGGAGUUCUGUCCCGAAGUAAGGAAAGACAUGUUUUCCUCUUUGAGCAGAUAUUAAUCUUUAGUGAACGACUCAAGAAGGGUUCCUCAAGACCAAUGUAUCAAUUCAAGAACAGCAUUAAGGUGAAUGCGCUAAAUAUUGAGGAUAAAGUGGACAAUGAAUCAUGCAAGUUUGCUCUGAGAUCCCAUGGAACCUCCGAACGGUACAUCUUACAGGCGCCAAAUACUGAAAUCUGGCAAGCUUGGGUUUGUGACAUCAACAAAGCACUCGAGAUGCAACGAAAUUUUUUGAACGCCUUACAAUCACCAAUUGAUUACCAGAAAAAGGAACUUGGUCCCCAAUUUUUCAGAAGCAGGACAGAAACAAGAAGACUGUCCCAACCCGCCCUUGGGCCUGAUACUGCCAAUGAGAUGACAGGCUGCAAUGAGUAAUAACAGCAUGGAGCCAAAAUGAGCCAAGCAAGGGACCUGCAAAUAGCAAGGAAGUCCUUCAACUUAACUUCAUACUGAAAACAUAUCACAUAUCAACAGUUAAAAUAUGGUAAACAUUGUCCCCAUACUAAUAUCAUUUAUUAAACUAAACACAACCAGCCAUCAGACAAGUGAUACUCUUAUUAAGACUAUGAUUAAUAGAGUACCUGAACUAAACUAUGAAACAAUUUUAACAAUACAGUCAUUCGCUUUCAAUGAUUUACAAUUCAUUUAAAAUCAUUGAUUAAUUCUUUGCCUGGACUAUUGAAUAUAUAAUAAAUAUCACUAAUUAAGAUGGCAUGGACCUGGGGGCUGGAUUUUCCUGAAUGAUGCAUUCAGGUAGUUGCAGGUUACUCCAAAUUGAUUGAAUAAUCCCCUAUUGCCUGGAUAGCUAUGGCUCCAAAAACACUUAAGAAACUUAACACCAUCCAGGACAAAGCAGCCCACUUGAUUGGCACCACACUCUCAAACAUUCAAUUCCUUUUAUCACUGCCACUCACCAAGCAGCAAUCUACAGAACGUACUGCAAAAUUCAGCAAGGCUGCUUAAAUGGCACUUUCUAAACUCGUGGACACUACCAUCAUUAAGCACAAGGGCAGCAGUUACACAGAAACACUGGUACCUGCACAUUCCCCAUCAUGCCUUCAACAUUCAUACUUGGAAAUGUAUCGCCAUUCCUUUGCUGUCUUUGGGUCAAAUCCUGGAAUUCCCUCCUUAUUUGCAUUCUGUGUCUAUCUAUGCCAAAUGAUUUCAAUGGUUUAAGAAGAUUGCUCACCAUCACCUUUUCAAGAACAUCUAGCUAUGGGAAACGAAUGCUGGCCCAGUUCACAUCACAUGAGUGAAUAAAAAUGUACUUUGCUAACAUAUAUAUUCUUUAAUGAUUAAUUCCCCUCAUUGUAGACAGUGAUACACAGAUGUUAACAAAAAGAUGAUUGAUCUUCUCUGGCAUUGCAAAGUAAUGUAAUACAUUGUAACCACUGUAAUAAUCAGUAUAAACAGUAUUAGAGGGCAGAGCUGUAAUUCUUCCCAGUCAAGCAAGGGAGGUAUAAGAUGGAAUGAAGUGAGAAGAAUGAGAAAGUGUAAGAAAAGCCACCAGAACAGAAACAUGUAAGUACCUCCACCAAAAGGAUUGCAGCAGUUCAGGAAUUCAGCUCACCACCAUUUUCUCAAGGGCAACUAGAGAUAGGUAAUUAUUGCUGGCCCAGCCAAAGAUGCCUACAUCCCAUGAAAGAAUAAAUGAUAAGGAUGAGAUUUGGAUGGGUAAAAUUAAAAGGGAAAAAUAUUAGUUGUUAUUCAGUUAUGAACCCACUGGAAAAUACCUAUUAUUCACUUACAAAACUGAGGUUGUUACUUCUUGAUCAAGAUCUGCUCUAUUGGGAUUAGAGAUAAUAGGAACUGCAGAUGCUGGAGAAUCCGAGAUAACAAAUUGUGGAGCUGGGUAAACACAGCAGGCUAAGCAGCAUCUCAGGAUCAGGAAAGCUGAUUUUUUUCCGAUUAAUUUUUCUGAUGAAGGGUCUAGGCUCAAAACGUCAGCUUUCCUGCUCCAAAGACACUGCUUGACCUGCUGUGUUCAUCCAGCUCCACACCUUGUUAUCUCUGCUCUACUAGGAGUCCUUUUAAAAGUAGACACCAAAGUAGAGUCAUUAUCUAUUAAAACUUUACAGUGCUGCAUUUCCAAUCUAUUCUCAUAACAUUACAUUUGAGUGGCUAGCGAUAGCUGGAGUUGCACUUGAAAUACCUUUGUUGGAGUCUCACUGGGUUACUGCACAUCUGAUUCAGCUUACUGGUACUCAGCUGUUUUCAUUGGGAAUGAGGUGGUGAAGUGUUUUUUUUGACCUACAAAUAUAACUAAAGUGCCAUCCAGUGGUCUCACUGAGUAAUCACGAGCCACAAAGAAUACACGUUUAUGAUUGUAACGGCCUUUCACUAUUCCAUACUGCAUUGAAUAGAUCCUUUUUAUUGUUGGCUGUAGAUUUGGUGGGGGGUGGAAACUCCAAUGCGCUCUGUGUGAAGAGGGUAAAAUGUAACCACCAUUUAUGGGGAAGUUACAGAAGUUGAAAUAUUCCAGGCAGCCAUCCUUGCAUAGCUGAUCACUCUUUGUGACAACAAAUGAGACUGUUUUGAAUUUGAUGUAGUGAUAAUUACAUGAUGAAUUGAUUGCUAUCAGAGUUCUUGCAUGUACCACAAUGAAUACUUCUGAAAACCGUUUGGGUGAACUUUAAUUAUUAUUUUACAAUUUUAAUAUAAGAAGUAUUUGGUGCUAUGGUUGUCAUUAAGACAAUUAAUGUUCUGUUAGUGACAAAUUUCAACAUGUCAAAAUAUCUUCCAGCAUUCCAUAAUUAAAUGGGUGUUGUUAAUAAAUCAUUAUAUAAACAUACUUGUACACAGCUUUGCUAAUAAUACGUACAUAUAAUACAUAUAAUAUCAUUUAUCUCAAGAGAGUUGGAAUACAAAAGCAGCGAUGUGCUUCUGAGACUUUAUAAAGCUCUAGUUAGGCCCCAUUUGGAACACCGUGUCCAAUUUUGGGCCCCACACCUCAGGAAGGACGUACUGCUACUGGAGCGUGUCCAGCGGAGAUUCUCACGGAUGAUCCCUGGAAUGGUAGGCCUAACAUAUGAUGAACGGCUGAGGAUCCUGGGAUUGUAUUCAUUAGAGUUUAGAAGGUUGAGGGGAGAUCUAAUAGAAACUUAAAAGAUAAUGUAUGGCUUAGAAAGGGUGGACGCUGGGAAGUUGUUUCAGUUAGGCAGGGAGAUUGGGACCCAGGGGCACAGCCUUAGAAUUAGAGGGGUCUAUUUAGAGUGGAAAUGAGGUGACAUUUCUUCAGCCAGAGAGUGGUGGGCCUAUGGAAUUCAUUGCCACGGAGUGCAGUGGAGACCGGGACGUUACAUGUCUUCAAGGCAGAGAUUGAUAAAUUCUUGAUCUCACAAGGAAUUAAGGGCUAUGGGGAGAGUGCGGGUAAGUGGAGUUGAAAUGCCCUUCAGCCAUGAUUAAAUGGCGGAGUUGACUCGAUGGGCCGAAUGGCCUUACUUCCACUCCUACGUCUUAUGGUCUUAUGUGGAUAAAUAGACAAAUGAUGUAAUUGUCAAUUGAUGUUAAACAGUUAUAGCUAGCUACCUGAAACUAUGUAUGGAUUGUUUGAACAAAAGGUUGGAUCUUUUAUUUCAGCCUUUCUUAAACUUGGGUGAUUUUGGACAUCCAUUUUGUACUGUUGUGUUAUCCUUAAUUUUGUUAAAAGAAAAUGCUUCGGGCACAAAAUAUCACUAUU
Molecule: messenger RNA, 4577 nt
Organism: Stegostoma tigrinum
Lineage: Eukaryota; Metazoa; Chordata; Chondrichthyes; Orectolobiformes; Stegostomatidae
Product: kalirin-like
Exons: 12
Coding region: 113-1273 (386 amino acids)
Biological process (GO): intracellular signal transduction; axon guidance
Cellular component (GO): postsynaptic density; cytoplasm
Molecular function (GO): guanyl-nucleotide exchange factor activity
Source: RefSeq, a predicted model, not a curated record